Pimephales promelas (fathead minnow) is the source of this 2045-nucleotide messenger RNA. It is a transcript of the gene cyb5r3, whose product is annotated as cytochrome b5 reductase 3. Lineage: Eukaryota; Metazoa; Chordata; Actinopteri; Cypriniformes; Leuciscidae. Gene Ontology annotation, cellular component: mitochondrion. The record is from RefSeq and is a predicted model, not a curated record. Gene Ontology annotation, molecular function: FAD binding; oxidoreductase activity.
UAUGGCGUAACCGUAAACAAACGAAACAAACGAUUCGCAAAGGUUUCGAAGCUUACGUAACGACGUCACUAGCAGUUAUCUCCUCCCAUUCCAGGAAGAGAUUGUCGUUUUUGACAGAAGGCGCAGCAGCAAGCAGCUAACUAACUUUCUAGUAAAGUUAUUCUUUCCCUGUUAGUGUUAUAAUUAUCCGUCGUCGUUACUUGAUAGAAUCUCUGUAAACACUGCAGGAGAAAAUGUCCUUCGUCAUCAACCUGAUCUCUGGCAGCCUUCGGUUCGUGUUUGAUUUGCUCCGGAGACUCUUUGGCAAGAGCAGACCUGCCAUUACCCUUGAAGACCCCAAUUUGAAGUAUCCAUUGCGCCUUGUGGACAAAGAAAUUGUUAGCCAUGACACAAGAAAAUUUCGCUUUGCUUUAAAAUCACCAGAUCAUAUUCUUGGACUUCCUAUUGGGCAACACAUCUACCUGUCUGCCAGGAUUGAUGGCAACAUUACGGUGAGGCCUUACACCCCGGUGUCUAGUGAUGAUGACAAGGGCUUUGUGGAUCUGGUGGUGAAGAUAUACUUCAAAAAUGUCCAUCCAAAAUUUCCAGAGGGUGGGAAGAUGUCCCAAUAUUUGGAGAGCCUUCGUAUUGGUGACACGAUUGAUUUCAGAGGACCAAGUGGACUUCUGGUUUACAAGGGCAAAGGGUCAUUUGCAAUCAGGCCUGAUAAGAAAUCCGACCCUGUGGUGAAAACCGCAAAACAUGUUGGCAUGAUCGCUGGUGGUACAGGCAUUACACCUAUGCUCCAGAUAAUCCAAGCAAUCAUGAAAGAUCCAAAGGAUGAGACUGUGUGCUAUUUACUUUUUGCAAACCAGACAGAAAAAGACAUUCUCCUACGCACUGAGUUAGAAGAGGUCAUGGCCAAUCACCCGACACGCUUCAAGCUGUGGUACACCGUCGACAGGGCACCAGACGGCUGGGAAUACAGCCAAGGCUUCAUCAGUGAGGAUAUGGUGAAGAACCACCUUCCUCCACCCGGUGAUGACACACUCAUCCUCAUGUGUGGACCUCCUCCCAUGAUUCAGUUCGCCUCCAACCCCAGCCUGGAGAAGGUGGGCCAUUCCAUUGACAGGCGCUUCACCUUCUAGAUGGGCCUUCUUCACCUGUGACACUUGAAAGCAAGCGGUUUUGCAUUAAGCAAGUGCAGCUUCAGUUAAAAUGAUAGCCAUGCUACCACCUGCCAAAUGCCUGUAUGGCUUUCACACAUUUUACCUGCGUAACUGAUCUGUAUAUGAUGCAAAGAAAAUGCCUGUACGUUUUCAGUUAUAUCAAAAUGUACUCACUGUUUUUUUUUUUUUUUUUUUGGAAAAUUCUGCAUGCAUAAAUAUUUAUCUGCCAUUAAGUCAUGGAGAAGUUGUGUGUGUUUUAUGCCUGGAUUACAGCAAACUUUUUUUUUACAUUUUGCAAUAUAUAUAAUCAGAUGAAGGAUGAGAUUGGAAUGGAAUGCAACGUUACACUUGCAUUUUUGCUUAAUUAUGCACCUUUUAAUCAACAAAUAUUGAUGAUUUGUAAUAGUGUCUGUGUUAUACAUUUUUACAUAAGCAGCAACAACAAGCUGUUCAUCAAAGUUCAUGCUCAGUCAUUAGUUUUACACUAAUCUUAUUAAUGCAAUCACUCUAAGAUGGAUCACUCUGUAGGGGGACCUGGUGUUGAUCAGUGAGUUUACACUGCUCAUUUGCCUUGUUAUAUCAAAACUUGUUUUUUAAUUUGUCAAAACAAAAAUUUAAGAACAAAUCGGGGGUUUGUCCUUUAUUAAGUGCCUUUCGGAUAACAUUAUUAUAUUGCAUAAAUUAGAUUCAGUUCUAAAUGCAUGAUUCCAUACAGUACAUGCUGAAUUCAAUGAUUAAAAACAAAAGUAUAUAUAUUUUUUUGUAUUAUUUCACCAGUUUUAUACCUUUUUGUACAAGACUUGUUUGCUGUUCACCACGCUUGUCUACAUGGCCGAAGCAUAUUCCUCCAAUAAUUUAUCAUUGACCAAUAAAAUUAUAUUCUUGAUUGUUUGUGUA